This is a messenger RNA of Scedosporium apiospermum, 645 nucleotides long. Its product is annotated as Duf396 domain protein. The record is from RefSeq and is a predicted model, not a curated record. Gene Ontology annotation, cellular component: endoplasmic reticulum membrane; Golgi membrane; COPII-coated ER to Golgi transport vesicle. Lineage: Eukaryota; Fungi; Ascomycota; Sordariomycetes; Microascales; Microascaceae. Gene Ontology annotation, biological process: endoplasmic reticulum to Golgi vesicle-mediated transport. Bases 1 to 645 code for a protein of 214 amino acids. The transcript has 3 exons. Gene Ontology annotation, molecular function: COPII receptor activity.
AUGAUGUUUAUUAUGCUUUUAGUCGGAUACCUGGGCUCGUUCCUGGGCUUCUGCUUUCUGACUUUAGCGAUUGCAUCUGGCCUCUACUACCUGUCUGAAAUCGUCGAAGAACACACCGUUCUAGCAAAACGCUUUCUCCUGCGAGUAAUUUAUUUCGUCAUUGGACUACUAUUCUUGGCUUGGGCCGUGGACAGGUUGCCGUUUGGCCUGACGCUUCUGAGCAUUUUCUCCCAUGUCAUCUACCUCGGAAACAUGAGGAGAUUCCCUUUUGUCCAACUGACGGACCCUCUAUUUAUUGCCUCUUGUUGUCUUGUGAUGCUUAACCAUUAUGUCUGGUUCCGACACUUUUCUGCCCUCCAGAAGGAAUCGUACCGUAACAUGACAUCCUACUAUGACCGUCCCGAUGUUCCCAGCUUCACACAGAUUGCGUCCUUUUUCGGAAUCUGCGUCUGGCUCGUCCCGUUCUCCCUUUUCGUGAGCUUGUCUGCAAACGACAAUGUCCUGCCUACCAUGGGCUCCUCGGAACCUCGUAUUGGUGGAGAUGUCAAGGGCCGGAGGCAGGGACUCGUCAAGGCCGUUGUUGAUGGCGUUUUGGGUGCAAUUGGCCAGAUCACUGGUCAAGGUGAGGGAAGGCGAGAUGUAUAA